Molecule: messenger RNA, 1181 nt
Organism: Phodopus roborovskii (desert hamster)
Lineage: Eukaryota; Metazoa; Chordata; Mammalia; Rodentia; Cricetidae
Gene: Taf1d
Product: TATA-box binding protein associated factor, RNA polymerase I subunit D
Exons: 12
Coding region: 71-925 (284 amino acids)
Biological process (GO): regulation of DNA-templated transcription
Cellular component (GO): RNA polymerase transcription factor SL1 complex; nucleus; nucleoplasm
Source: RefSeq, a predicted model, not a curated record
CGCGCGGGCUCGGGGUUCGUGCGGGUCGGGGCCGCCUGCCGUCCUGAGGGAGCCGCGCAGAGGUCCAGUGAUGGCGCAACCAGAAGGGGCUUCUGUUGACUGCAUGGCACCAGACAGAGAUGGGGACAUUGGAGACCAAAGUGAUGACUCAUCUGAUAGCUUAUUUAAAACACAGUAUCUUUCACCUACACAAAAGCGAAAAAACUCUACUGCAAAACGUGUCAUUUUACCUGCAAGUGUUGGAAUGGACUCAAGUGAAUCGAGCGACUCCUCUAUAGAGCCAAGGCCUUUGACGUUAAAGGCUAUUUUUGAAAGAUUUAAGAGAAAGAAACGGAAAAAGAGGAAAUAUAAGCCAAAAUUAAGACCAAGGGGAAGACCGCCUGGAAUAAAAAAUGCUAAAAACCCUAGAAGAUCACAAAUAGGUUUGAAACAAAUUAAAAACAAAGGAGCUGUGUUUCCAUUCUUAGAACCUGAAAGUGGAAGAAAACCCUUGCCUUGGAGGAAAAUUUUAACAUAUGAGCAAGCUGUUGCAAGAGGGUUUUUCCACCACAUUGAAAAACUCAAGUAUGAGCACCACCUUAAGGAAUGCUUGAGGCAGAUGCAUGCUGGGGAAGACCUAGAAAGGGAGGAUUUCGAGAGUCGGAGACACAGAUACAUGGAUGAUGACGGUCCUCUUUCUCCUAUUGAAGAGCCACUAACAGAAGAUGAGGCAGCAGAUGCUGAGUCUGAAAGUGAUAUCAAAUUGGUGGAAGACAGUUGCUUCAUAAUAAGCUCAGAAUUUUCAAAGAGAAAUUUAGAACAAGAGAAGAGUAAGAAAGAGUCUGCAUUCUGUAAAAAACCUAAGGCCAAAGAUGCUGCACAGAGAGAACACAGAAGGGCCUGGAAAGGGGAUGUACAUGUGAACGUCGAGGAAGGCUUGUCUUGAUUAUGAAGCUAGAGUUGAAGAUAAUGUACAUGGGUGUUUGCUUCAAUGCAGCACUGGCAUGUCCUUCAUAAGAUUAGCAUUGUGUUAGGGAUGAAUAUGAGCAGAACUCUUCAAGCAUAUUGGGUGUUGUCAAGUGAGAAGCCGACCUUAAAAUGGUUCCUAAAAAUAAAUGGAAGAAGUCACCAGAAAACUUCCGGUAGAAGACAUUGAAUUUGUCCUAUUUGUCUUUAACCCAAGGAGAGAGGAAAAAAACAAA